GUUCGUAGAUGAUAAAGUGUUCGUCUGCCGGCACUUAUGAGUUUUAAGAAGUCCUGAGGCAGUUCAGAUUUAGAAGUUAUUACAUACCGGCGGUAGCCUUUCUUUUAAAAAACUGAAAUCUGUCAGUGACUUUAAAAAAAAGUCAGGAAUAUUUCACGUUUGUAAGAAAGGACUCGAUUUAAAAAAUUAAAAAGAAUGAAGAAUUUACUUCUAUUAACAGUUGUGAUAGUUUUAUUUAAGACAAUCGUUAGCGAGGAGGUAAAAUGUUCUCAGGGUCUGAAACGCUGCGACUGGGAGAAUUGGAGCACGUGGUCCUCGUGCAGUAAGACAUGUGGUGACGGACAACAGACUAGGUCACGUGGUUUAUGCUGCUUUGAAAGUGAAGGAUUUGAUGACUGCCUGAACAAUUGUGGUAUAAAGGAUGAGGCUCUUGAUACGAAGGAUUGCAGCUCGAUCUGCCCAGCAGGUAACUGUACGUUUGAAAAGUUGACUGACACGGGUAUAGAGGCAACUGACUACCAACAAUUAUAUGGAAACAAACCAGGACUUAUUAUCAAUCCCCCGUUACAUCUUCUCAGUCCAGAAUCAUUUUGCGAACUGUCGUGUCGUGAAGCAAAUCUUCAGAAUGGAUUGUUUUGUUGGACAUAUUCUUACAGUGAAAAGGACAGAUGUUUUCUUCAUUUCUACUCGAAACCUUUGUCCCUAAUCCAUCCAGAGCUCCAGGGUCAGUCCAAGGGAGAGUCAAUCUAUAUUAGACACUGUACGGAAACCGUGGAAUGUCAGUCAACAAACGCCGACAUUGUGUUUGUUGUGGACUCGUCUGGCAGUAUUGGAGGAGAAAAUUUUCUGAAAAUGAAAGUAUUUCUACAGAAUCUUGUAAACAAGCUCGACAUUGACAUAGAUCUGACUAGAGUCGGGUUGCUCGUAUUCAACGACAAAAUGAGAUGGGAGUUCAAGAUUGGAGAGCUCAACAACAAAAUGGACGUUCUUAAGGCUAUUCAGCGUAUACAGUACAUAGUGGGUGGAACACUCACAUCAGAUGCUCUGGAGAAGGUCCGGCUUGAGGGGUUUACUUCCAACAGGACAGGGGUACCGAUGAUUGCAGUGGUCGUCACAGACGGAAUGUCUCGUUUCCCACCACUGACCAGAUUCCAGGCCAGUCUACUUAGGAAGGAAAACGUCCUUGUUUAUUCAAUAGGUGUCGGCAACAGCACUAACAAGGAUGAGUUAUUUCACAUUGCCAGCGUGCCGGAAGACAAGUUCAUGUACGAGUUUGACACAUUUGAAAGCCUUGAUGCCACUAACGUAUCUCUUGCUGUGAACUACGUGAAAUGCAAAGACAAGACCAUCACAACACCACCAGUAACGGAAGUUACAACCGAGUUUAACAAUUGUACCGAUACAGAACCAAAUUGUGCAGGUUACGGAAAAGACGCGUGCACGGAUUAUAAACCAUGGGCGUCUGCACAUUGUGCAUUAUACUGCGGCUUCUGCCAGGGUCGCGCUACCACGCCAGUACCGUGCGUUGACGCCAUUCCAAACUGCGACUCUUACGGCCAGUUCUAUUGUGAAAAUAAGGAAUUUGUCGGCUGGGUAGCCAAAAACUGUCGAAAAUUCUGCGGACUCUGCACGGCACCGGAAGUUUCCACUGUAACUACUCCAUCAACUAUCGCCACGACAACCGUGAAAAUAUGCCAAGACACGAUCGACAACUGUGCCGGGUACUUGAACUCUUGCCAGGAUGAUCAAUACCGCGGAUUCUUGAAUGAACGGUGCCCGGCAUCGUGCGGAUACUGUCAGUCUCAUAAAACCAUCAACGAAACGACAGUCAACGGGGCAAAAUGUCCCGAGUGGUAUAUACCAACGGAAUGUUACAUGGUGAACUUGUCUCCAGGGUGCUGCCCAAUCCCACAAUGCCCUGGCUCCGCCUACAUAUUUACAGCCGAAAAAGACAAAUAACCCCAAAAGAUAGAAAAUAGACAAAAUUGAACUUUAUUUGUGGUAGCAUUUUUUGACGCAAAAGCUUUUUCAAUCAGAACUAUUUACUUGACAAAUACUAAGUUUUAGAAUUAAUCUAGUAACAAAUCAAAGGUGUAUCAUUUUUCCUCAUACUUUCAUGUACCAAUCAAUGUAUUUUGACUAUUUGACACUUUACUGCCUAACUAAAUAUUUGUUUUCUGUUUUCGUACACUUGAUUUUCUUUAUCAUUAAAACAUAUUUUUUCUUCUUUUUUCCUCUAUAAGCAACCAUGAACUUCAUAGUUAGACUUCUUUUCUUCUGAUAUUUGUGUGAAUAUACUUUAUCAAAUUGUAAGAAAAAAUAAAUCCAGAUCAUGUAUCAAUAAAAGAAAUAAAUCUAAAAACUUA
This is a messenger RNA of Ruditapes philippinarum (Manila clam), 2366 nucleotides long. RefSeq lists its product as uncharacterized. Lineage: Eukaryota; Metazoa; Mollusca; Bivalvia; Venerida; Veneridae. Bases 196 to 1959 code for a protein of 587 amino acids. The transcript is spliced from 11 exons. The record is from RefSeq and is a predicted model, not a curated record.